Puntigrus tetrazona (Sumatra barb) is the source of this 2375-nucleotide messenger RNA. RefSeq names its product claudin 7b (gene cldn7b). Gene Ontology annotation, biological process: cell adhesion; bicellular tight junction assembly. The record is from RefSeq and is a predicted model, not a curated record. Lineage: Eukaryota; Metazoa; Chordata; Actinopteri; Cypriniformes; Cyprinidae. Gene Ontology annotation, molecular function: structural molecule activity. The transcript has 4 exons. Bases 195 to 824 code for a protein of 209 amino acids. Gene Ontology annotation, cellular component: bicellular tight junction; plasma membrane.
GCUCGCUUCAUAUUCAAGGUGCGGCUUCGCUCAACAGGUGUCUGAGUCAGGGCAACGGCUCUUAACGGAUUGUUUUUUUUGUUAAUUUAACUUCAAAGGAUUUUGAAUCAGAGCUCGUUCGGAAAGCGAUCCGUAACUGUUUGCUGAACUGCUGCUUUUAGACAUAGUUUAUCUUUUCAGUUAAUUGCGAGAAGAUGGCAAAUAAAGGACUGCAGCUCCUGGGAUUUACUCUGUCGCUUUUGGGCUUGAUCGGGCUCAUCGUUGGCACAAUCUUACCUCAGUGGAAGAUGUCCGCCUACGUUGGAGAUAACAUAAUCACAGCCAUAGCGAUGUAUCAAGGACUUUGGAUGUCGUGCGCUUUCCAGAGCACCGGGCAAAUGCAGUGCAAGGUGUACGACUCCAUCCUACAACUCGAUAGUUCUCUCCAGGCAACUCGUGCCCUGAUGAUCGUAGCAAUCCUCCUCUCGGUGGCAGGACUGGGUGUGGCCAGCAUGGGCAUGAAAUGCACUAACUGUGGUGGCGAUGACAAGGUCAAAAAGUCCCGCAUUGCCAUGACAGGCGGCAUAAUCCUCAUUGUUGGAGCCCUCUGUAGCAUCGUCGCCUGUGGCUGGUUUACGAAUCAAAUCGUCCGGGACUUCUACAACCCCUUCACGCCAGUCAACACAAAGUACGAGUUCGGUGCAGCCAUUUUCAUCGCCUGGGCAGGUGCGUUCUUGGACGUAAUGGGUGGAGGCAUGUUGGCCGCUUCCUGCCCAAAGGGUAAAUCAUCUCCCAAGUACCCCAAGUCCUCCAGACCCCCCAGCAGCAGCAAGGAGUACGUUUGAGCCAUGGCGGCAGCUUACAAGCUGGAGAAGAUCAUGAGAAUCACAGAGCAUCUGUAGAAGUUUCCCUAGUCAGCUGAUCUCAGAUCUGUUUAGGUUAUAAUUUCUUGUAUUGUGUUCCACUUAGAAUAGAACAAAUGGCUAAGAUCAGUGACCCUGGGAAAUUUUUACUCGUGCUCCAAUACAGCAGCCCACCUCAGAAAAAGAGGUCACUUCUGUUUCUUUCUUUUGAUAAGCACCAAGUCUGUUUUUUUUUCCCUUUUAUAAAUCCUGUUACUGAUGUGGGUUUGGAAAGAGGGGGUUCUUCCCCAGUAUGUUCCUCAUUUCAUAAGACUGCCAUGUUUAGUGAACCAUUAAAGAAAGAGGCAUGCUCAGGGAAAAAUCAUCACUUGUACCACUCAUUAGCACACAAUUUCUAUUGUAAAGCCAUGUCCUGACCUCAACUGUCUUGCUUGCUUUGUGCCAGACACUGAGGUGAAUGACAAGAACAACUUUUUUUAGUUUUUAUUUCUUUUUAAGAGCCAAAGCCAACAUGCAAAUUUCUGGUCCACUUUGCUGCAUAAAGGCAGGUGACUGACGUACCAGACCUUCUCUUUUUAAACAUUACUUCACUUUAUACAAAUCAUCUGAGGGAAGUUUUUGAAAGGAAGUAGUAAAGUACUGAACUACUGAAAGUGAACUGUAAUUGAAUCAAGUGGUAUGUUGAUGGAAUUUGUCUGAAAAUGCUGGCAUGCUUAGAGAGCUAGACUGAAACUAGGUGGAUAAACAAAAGCUUCACUUGGUUUGGGUGAGGCUAAAGCUAAAGAAACGAAAGCACUAAACCUAAAAUCAGUUUUUUUUGGGUGGGUUAAUCAAAGAAACUUACUUAAUUGAAUGUUAUUUAUGCAAAGUGAAUUUUUUUAGUUGCUUUUGCGCUCCAGCUUCUCAGUGCCCUUCCUACACAGCCUCGCAAUCAAUUUGUACAUAUUUUACGAGGUGGAUAUCAUACAACCUCAUGGGUAGGCUUAGGGACGGGGUUAGCUGUAGGUCAUUCGUACAAAUGCAUACAAAUUGUCAACUCAUGCGUACUAUUCAGCAAAAAUCCUAUGAAUACGUACGAGUGAAAUUGUACAACUUAGCCACCUUGUCAAAUAUUUAUGAUUUGCAGUAGGAUCAGGCUGGUUUUUUCCUUUUAUUGAGCUAAUGUUACAAUCUUUUGACACUCCUUUCUUGUUUUAUACACUCCAUUUAUUGUUCAGGAUUAAAGGGUGUAGAUAUUUCUCCCAAUUGAUCACAGCUGGUUACUAUCCAAGACUUGCAUGAAUUACGCAUCUCUUUCCACCCACAGCAAUAUGUAUGUAUGUUACAUGCAAAAACCGGUCCUCUAUAUCUGUUUGGUUUUUUUCUUUGGUCUUUGUGAAUAGACCACUUGAGGUGGGUUGCCCUCAAGUCUAUUUAGGAUAGUCAUAUUAUAUUUGUAACCAGCUUAUGCAAAUAUUUAACUUUUUGAAACGUUUUUGACUGUUCGGUUUGCAAUAUAAGAAAUUUUAUGUAAAUAAAUUUUUUAAAACAAGA